UUAUUUAUAUAAAACGCAUAAGUAUUCUAACUUAACGCUAGUAGAGAUGAAGGUUCUUCUAAUAUUGGCAGCUGUUGUGGUAGCAGCUUUGGCCGAUGCUUAUAUCCAGCCAGAGUUUUAUCCAGUAGAGAUCAGAGAGUACUCAAACAGUUCCGAUUUGAGAAUAUCUGCUGGUUUGGACGCUGCCAGAAACCAGUUUCCUUACCAAAUUUCUCUACGUGUUAUCAAUGGAAAUAGCCUCUUCCACAUUUGUGGAGGUUCAAUCCUCAGCCCAAGAUGGGUUGUUACGGCUGCUCAUUGCACAUACUAUGCAGCCGAUCAGUUUUGGGUAACUGCCGGAAUCCUGUUGCAAACCGACACUGAAAUUCCCAACCAGCAAACUGUAGCUGUCUCUAAUUAUAUUAACCAUCCUUUAUACCCAGGAGGUUACAGUGUCUCUGCUAACGACAUCAGCGUUAUGCGUCUGGCUUCCCUCUUAACCUAUGGAAUAAACGUACAACCCAUCGCACUUCCAGUUACUGGUGACAUUCCUAGUGGUACUGCUGUCGUGUCCGGAUGGGGAUCACUCGGACCUCCAAAUAACGUUGCUCCCAACAACCUUCAGUUUGUUGAAGUUCCGCUCUUGUCUAAAGAUGACUGUGCCAGUUUAAUAGCUUAUCUCUCUGGAAUGGAUAACCCGUUCAGAACCGCUUUUAACCUUUGCACAACUACUUAUCCUUCGAGCACCGAAGCUGUUUGCAAUGGUGACAGCGGUGGCCCGUUGGUACACAAUGCCCGUUUAGUCGGUAUUGUUUCCUGGGGAUACACUCCAUGUGGAAACCCUGGAUUCCCGUCCAUAUAUGUCGACACUGCUGCUUACAUAUCGUGGAUACAACAAACCACUAACAACCUAUCGGAUUAGUGCAAACUCUGUUCGUUUAUUUUAUUUAAUUUAAAGAUUAAAAAAAUUGAAAA
This is a messenger RNA of Sitophilus oryzae (rice weevil), 954 nucleotides long. Its product is annotated as trypsin alpha-3-like. The record is from RefSeq and is a predicted model, not a curated record. Bases 47 to 901 code for a protein of 284 amino acids. Gene Ontology annotation, biological process: proteolysis. NCBI's taxonomy places the organism in Eukaryota, Metazoa, Arthropoda, Insecta, Coleoptera, Curculionidae. Gene Ontology annotation, molecular function: serine-type endopeptidase activity. The transcript has 5 exons.